UAACACCGUUAGCAUUUCAUGAGAUUUGAAACCCUUUGCAAAUUUUGAUUAUCAAGCCCAAUUUAAUAUAAUAAAUGCCUAACGAUUCCACGAUUCACAGUUAAUUCAUUUGUGCUUUGUGGCAUCUUGCACUAAAAGUUCUCAUGCAGUUUUUCCUCCUUUUAGUCUCAUUAUCCUCAAAAUUCCUUAAACUUUCUGAAUAUGUUAGGCUUUUAUCUUGGUUGGGAAAAAAUGAGAUUAUUGUUAAAAUUAAUUCUUUUUAUGAACCAUAGCAAAAUUAAUGUUUUCGUGUCUUCAGGGAAGUGUUUGAGGCAAAGAAAGACAUCAUUCAUAAAAUCUAUUCUCCAAUUAAAUGUACAUUGCAUAGUAUAAUACAGUGGAAUUAUUUGUGCGUUUCACCUCAUUUUCGUAAAUCUCCUCGACAUAAGCCCAUUUUCGGCGAUACGGGCUAUUCAUGUUUAAUAUACGCUAAUUAGCAAAAAAUUGCACGUGAAGUGACUAGCCGGAAAAUUUCGAGACUAUAUAGUUCAUUCUUCUCAUUGAAGGCACAUAUGCAUUUAUGUAUGUACAUUUUCUGCAGUUCAUUCAUUCGUACCGAACCUAGUAUAUAUAUGCAUGUUCAGGAUAAAUUGACGAAAAUAAGUGGGGAAAAUGUCCAAAAAAUACAAUACGUAGGUAAUUUUAUUUUUAUGAGACCAAUAGUAUGCAUGUAUCUAAGUAAAUUGCAGGUUAAUUCCCUUGCACGCAGGGAACAAUGUCUCACUUUUACCUGCUCAACAAUAAUCCCACAUUUUUUUUGCUUGGCUGGUUUUACCUGCACUGGUAAAUAUUUACAACAUAUAAUUUCAUACUAUGUUAUUAGGUUGCAUUCGUGAAAAUAAUGCUAGUUCAAGGCGAUCUGCUCUCCGAACAAGCGAAUGCUUUGUUUCCACAGUGUAUUUACUAAGAAUGAUUUCGGUUUUAACAAAUACGUAAAAUUAUUACACUUGUGUGUGAUUUUGCAUUGCGGUGAAGCAAAAUUUCUUUUCGAAUUUUGAAUGAACCAAAAAUAUGGCUGUUGUUCAAAUAAGAAACGGCUACAAGUCGUAUAACUCGGAGGGAUAUGUUCUCAGAAAUUUGAGCAUGGACGUACAUCGAGGAGAAAUUUAUGGAUUACUUGGAGCUAGUGGAUGCGGAAAAACUACGUUAAUUUCCUGUCUUGUCGGACUUCGUCAGUUUGACCGAGGUCAAUUUGCUGUGUUUGGUAGGCCAGGGGGAGAUGUGCUUGGGAAGUUGGGAGGAUACAUGCCACAAGAUAUUUCCCUCCAACUGUUUUUAACUAUUGAAGAAUCCCUUACAUACUAUGGGAUGAUUUACGGAUUGAAAAAUCAGGAAAUUGAAAAUAGGAUAAAAUUUCUUACAAAGUUUCUUGACCUGAAGUCGUCAAGGAUGAAUAUCGGUUGUUUAAGACGAAAAUUGAGCUAUCACAAUACAUCGAAAUUGUACAUUUACUAUGGCAGGCAAAACACUAUAAUCGCUAAUUUGUAUUGCUAUCCUAUAUGCAUUUUGUAUAGGCCAGAAAGUAGCAUACUUUAUAAUACUUAUGCAUGCACAAAUCUCUAAAACACAUCAUUAGGUAUGUAAAUAAGUAUUAUAAAUGAGUAAGAAUUAUAGGACUCGACAAAGACAUCCAACGAGUAUUUCAAAAGUGAAAUU
Messenger RNA from Folsomia candida, 1695 nucleotides. Its product is annotated as linearmycin resistance ATP-binding protein LnrL-like. Gene Ontology annotation, molecular function: ATP binding; ATP hydrolysis activity. The transcript has 5 exons. The record is from RefSeq and is a predicted model, not a curated record. Lineage: Eukaryota; Metazoa; Arthropoda; Collembola; Entomobryomorpha; Isotomidae. Bases 1051 to 1602 code for a protein of 183 amino acids.